CACGUGAGGCCUGUCUGCCACUGCCGACAUGUGUUACAUCGCCUCGGACUUGCUGGCCGCCCUUCGGGGCAACUCCUCUCCUAGCACCAAAGACAUCAAGACGGUAGUAGACAGUGUGGACAUGGAGACAGACGAUGACCAGCUCAACAAGGUCAUCAGUGAGCUGAAUGGAAAAGACAUUGACGAUGUCAUUGCUCAGGGUGUUGGCAAGCUUGGCAGUGUGCCUGCUUGUGGGGCUGUGGCUGUUUCUGCUGCCCCUGGCUCUGCAGCUCCUGCUGCUAGUUUUGCCCCCGCAGUAGCAGGGGAGAAGAAAAACAUGGGAUUUGGCUUGUUUGAUUAA
This is a messenger RNA of Meriones unguiculatus (Mongolian gerbil), 340 nucleotides long. Its product is annotated as large ribosomal subunit protein P2-like. Gene Ontology annotation, cellular component: ribosome; cytosolic large ribosomal subunit. Gene Ontology annotation, biological process: cytoplasmic translational elongation. The transcript has a single exon. The record is from RefSeq and is a predicted model, not a curated record. Lineage: Eukaryota; Metazoa; Chordata; Mammalia; Rodentia; Muridae. Gene Ontology annotation, molecular function: structural constituent of ribosome. Bases 29 to 340 code for a protein of 103 amino acids.